UCCUUUGAUCAAAGAGAGGAAGGGGGGAUUUGACUUAAUCGUCAAAUCGGAAAAAUUAUCAUUUUUCUGGCCGAAUAACCCCAUUUCCCGGAGAAUCAGGCCAAUUUCCGGCCAUACAUGGCGGUUUCAAGCUGUUCGAUACUUGGUGGUUGCCCUAGGAUUUUCCCGUCCUUUGAGUGCAGGUCAGAUCCUGAUUUUACCGGUCAUUUUCAGUCGGAAAAGCAGAAAACCAGAGGGUUUUCCGGGCAAAUCCAUGGAUUUUCAGGCCAAUCUCUGAUUCUCCGGUUCCCCCCUAACUUUGUCCGGCAAUUGAGCAUCAAAGCUCGCCGGAACUGCAGCAAUAUUGGGGUGGCUCAGGUGGUCGCUGCUUCAUGGUCUAAUGGCCCCAUUGCGAGUGAGGAGAAGGCUAUUGGUGUUGUAGCUCCUGUCAUUGAUUCUUCUUGUAACAACAACAACACCGAGGUUGUACAGUCAGAGUUUACCGAUUCAAAUGAUUCGUUUUUGAGCUCCGAUGGGAGCCUUGCAGUUCAUGCCGGUGAAAGAAUAGGACGUGGAAUAGUUACUGAUGCAAUCACCACUCCAGUUGUCAAUACUUCUGCCUACUUGUUCAAAACUACUGCACAGUUAAUUGAUUUCAAGGAGGGAAGGUUUGCAAGUUUUGAGUAUGGUCGCUAUGGAAACCCUACAACAAAGGUUUUGGAAGAGAAGAUUAGUGCACUUGAGGAAGCUGAGUCCACGGUUUUGAUGGCAUCGGGUAUGUGUGCCUGCACGGUAAUGCUGAUGGCAUUGGUACCUGCAGGAGGGCAUAUUGUUACGACCACAGAUUGCUACAGAAGGACUAGGAUAUUCAUCCAAACAAUUCUUCCAAAAAUGGGAAUCACGGCCACUAUCCUUGAUCCUGCUGAUAUGGAUGGGCUGAAAUCUGCUUUGGAGAAGCAUAAAGUAUCCCUCUAUUUCACUGAAUCUCCGACCAAUCCAUUCCUUCGUUGUGUUGAUAUUGAGUUGGUUUCAAAGCUAUGCCAUAGCAAAGGGGCAGUGGUCUGCAUUGAUGGCACUUUCGCCACACCUGUCAACCAGAAGGCACUACCCCUUGGUGCAGAUCUUGUAGUGCACUCUGCUACCAAGUACAUUGCUGGUCAUAAUGAUGUAAUUGCAGGGUGCAUUAGUGGUUCAAAAAAGCUGGUUGAAACUGUGAGGGCUUUGCAUCACGUCUUGGGUGGCGUUUUGAAUCCGAACGCUGCAUAUAUGAUCAUUCGCGGCAUGAAGACACUGCAUCUUCGUGUACAGCAACAUAAUUUAACAGCAAUGAGGAUGGCCCGGCUUUUAGAGGCGCAUCCCAAGAUUACUCGUGUCUAUUACCCAGGCUUGCCAAGUCAUCCAGAGCAUCACAUCGCUAGCCGACAAAUGACCGGCUUUGGGGGUGUGGUCAGUUUUGAGGUAGCUGGAGACUUGAAUACCACCGCAAAAUUCGUCGACGCACUAAAGAUACCCUACAUUGCCCCUUCCUUUGGAGGCUGUGAAAGCAUCAUUGACCAGCCUGCCAUCAUGUCCUACUGGGAUUUGAGCCCUGUUGAGAGAGCGCAGUAUGGGAUCAAAGACAACCUGGUCCGCUUCAGCUUGGGAAUUGAAGACUUUGAGGACUUGAGGAUGGAUGUACUCCAAGCACUUGACUCUAUUUGAGUUCUUGGUGUGUCCUUUGGGACGAAAUUAUGAAGGGACAUGUUGUUUCUGUUGUCUUUGUGUGUUUAUGAAUUUCACGCUAACUUGGUGGUGGUUUUUAGCUUGUUUUUUGACGUACUUGUGGCUUUCUUCAGGAAUCCAAAAAUGCAUUGUGUUGUCAUGAGAAAAUAUGGUUUUAAUAUGCAUUCUUUUUGCAACAAAGUUUUGCUUUCGUA
This is a messenger RNA of Amborella trichopoda, 1895 nucleotides long. Its product is annotated as cystathionine gamma-synthase 1, chloroplastic. Gene Ontology annotation, molecular function: cystathionine gamma-synthase activity; pyridoxal phosphate binding. NCBI's taxonomy places the organism in Eukaryota, Viridiplantae, Streptophyta, Magnoliopsida, Amborellales, Amborellaceae. The record is from RefSeq and is a predicted model, not a curated record. Gene Ontology annotation, biological process: transsulfuration. Gene Ontology annotation, cellular component: chloroplast.